This is a messenger RNA of Papaver somniferum (opium poppy), 1146 nucleotides long. RefSeq names its product ankyrin repeat-containing protein NPR4-like. The record is from RefSeq and is a predicted model, not a curated record. The coding region runs from base 25 to 900 and encodes 291 amino acids. Lineage: Eukaryota; Viridiplantae; Streptophyta; Magnoliopsida; Ranunculales; Papaveraceae. The transcript has 2 exons.
UUUCCUUACCUCCUCUAGUCUGAAAUGGAGGGACAAACAAUGGUACAAAUUGCUAUUGCAGAAAGAAAUGAUAACAUUUUUAAUUUAAUAUGCAAAAAGAGUGAGGAAGACAUGGAUGAAUUGAAUUCCAGAACUGAUGAUAAAGGUAACACUAUCUUGCAUUAUGCUGCUGAUAUCGCACCUUCUCACCAACUAAAUUCAGUCUCUGGUGCAGCUCUUCAGAUGCAACGAGAAGCACAGUGGUUUAAGGCGGUGAAAUCUAUUUUACUGGAGAGACACAGGCUAGUGAGAAACAAAGCUGGGAUCACUGCUCAAGGUAUAUUUACAGAGAAACACAAGGAUUUAGUGAUGAAGGGAGAAAAAUGGAUGAGAGGUACCUCACAUUCAUGUAUGUUGGUAGCAACCCUUAUCUCUAUAGUAGCAUUUGCUGCAGCUUUUACUGUACCCGGUGGCAACUACAAUGAUGCUAAGAGAGACACCGUCAAUGGCCUUCCCAUUCUUUUGAACAACAAUUCAUUCAUUGUCUUUGCAGUAGCAGAUGCCUUAGCUCUCUUCCCUUCCGGCACAUCAGUUCUUAUGUUCUUGGCUAUCCUAACAUCACGUUAUUCAGAAGAACAUUUUGUUAAAGCAUUACCACAAAAGUUUAUACUAGGUCUUGCAACACUCUUCAUUUCCAUGGCCACCAUGAUGAUAGCGUUUAGUUCAGCAAUACAUAUCAUGCUUUGCCCGAGAUGGACAUGGAUUAUUAUCCCUAUAACAUUGCUUGGCUGUGUGCAAGUGGCAUCGUUCGUGUGGUUGUUGUUUCCUGUGUUUGUCGAAAUGGUCCAUUCUACAUACUGGCCUACAAUAUUUAAUAAGAGGACUCUCCAACAUAAAUUUAAAAGGAAAAGGUCCCUGUAGAAACUAAACUUCAUAUGUAAGCACUUGUUUAGCUUUCUUUUCUCUUCUUAUCAUAACUGUAUCAUAACUGAUGUGUGAUAUGUAACUGCCAGUAGUUUAUAAACGAAAUGAAAUUGAACUGGUGGAACAUAUCAGGUUUAAAAUCUUGAAGGUUUCAUGACGAUCAUCUUCUUCUAAGCCUUUAGUCCCAAACAAGUUUGGGUGAGCUAGAAAGGAAACACGAGGACUUCCCAAGCAGUCACCUAU